Molecule: messenger RNA, 1950 nt
Organism: Mixia osmundae IAM 14324
Lineage: Eukaryota; Fungi; Basidiomycota; Mixiomycetes; Mixiales; Mixiaceae
Exons: 8
Coding region: 1-1950 (649 amino acids)
Cellular component (GO): spliceosomal complex
Source: RefSeq, a predicted model, not a curated record
AUGGAUCUAGAUGCACUCUUCAAGAUACCGACGGCGCCGGCUUCGGGCCUGAAGCGCAAGCUCGUCUCGAGUGCCCCGACGGCAGAGGAACUGGAGCGCUUCAAUGCAUCACGAAGGCCGAAUGGCACGACUACGACCAACGGCAGCACGACUGCCUCUACUGUUGCUGUCGGAAAGUCUGGGGACAUCAAGGGAAAGAUGCGAGCGGCGACCGUGCAGGAUGGCUCAGACGACGAAGCAGAGAGGGAUGAUUUUGCGCCUGGCAACGAUGCAGACUACUUCACCGAAGAGGACUCAGAUGGCCGCUUCUUCGGCGGAGGUCUGACGAGCGAACAGAAGCAGAUUCUCGAGAUCAUGGACGACGAUAGAGACCCCAGCGAGGCAGCAAUGACACUACAAGGCUUACGCAAGAUGGUCUCCGUACUCGAGAAGGCAGUGGCCAAGAAUGUCGAGAUGCGCGCCAAAUUUGCAGGCAAUCCUCACAAAUUCGUCGAGUCAGAGAUCGCGCUUGACACAGCGCUACACGCUCUCCUGCUGCUUACUCAGAGCCCUGGCUCCUUCUACCCUGAGCUGAUCAAGCUCGGUAUCAUCUCGACGCUCGUGGACUUGCUAUCUCAUGAGAACGUGGACAUCAGUAUCGCAGUCAUCACUAUCCUCGAGGAGCUUACGGACGAGGACGUGGGCGAGGGCGAAGAUGGCGAAGAGAGUACGGUCGGGCUUCAGGCCGAGCUAGCCGUCAAAGCCCUCGCAGACGAGCUCGUCAAGUGCUCUAUUCUCGAGCUACUUACUCAGAACGUCCGACGCUUAGAUCUGGGUGACGAAACCGAGCGCAACGGGGUCUACCACGCGCUCAGUCUGUUCGAGAACCUCCUGUCCGCAACAGAGGGCCUUGCACUACGAUUGACUAAGACUACAGAUCUGCUCGCUUGGCUGUUGCAGCAAGUACAGCAGAAAGCGACGAAGGAUCUGGAGCAGAUCCGGUUCUAUGCGGCCGAAAUCCUCUCCAUGUUGCUCAGUACGGGCGACGAUACCAUCAGGCAACGGUUUGGUGCCCUGGACGGCGUCGACGUCUGCCUGACCACGCUUUCGGCGUAUCGCAAGCGUGAUCCCAAAGGCGCAGAAGAGCUCGAGUUUAUGGAGAACGUCUUUGAUAUUCUGUGCUCGGCCCUCGCUACGACAACGAUCAAGCAGCGAUUUCUCGAAGGCGAGGGCGUCGAGCUAAUGGUGCUGCUCAUGAAACAAAAGAUGCUCGCUCGCACACGGUCCAUCAAAGUGCUUGAUCAUGCCUUGUCGGGCGAAGCUGGAAUAUCAUCGUGCGAACGCUUUGUCGAAGCGCUGGGCCUCAGAACGCUCUUUUCGGCCUUUAUGGGCAAGAGCAGAACUGGCAAACGAAAGGCAUCAGAGUCGUCUGGCGCCGAAGACGACGAGCAUAUCCUCGGCAUACUCAACUCACUGCUCAGUAAUCUGGCAUCUGAGUCCGAAUCGCGGUUACGAUUGCUCGCUAAAUUUGUCGAGGAUGGCUACGAGAAAGUCGACCGCUUGCUCGAGCUCAGGGAGACGGCACAAGAUCGCGUCAAGAGUCGGGAAGGCGAGCUAGCGAGUGAAAGACGAACUUUACAGGCAGAAGGGCUCGACUAUGACGAGGACGACGAGUAUUUCAGACGUCUCGAGGCUGGUCUCUUCACACUCCAGCUGGUUGACUAUGUAAUUGCCUGGAUUGUCAUGGAAGAUGACGGGAUACAAGAGCAUGUCCGUCUGCUCCUCAGCCGGAAGGAUAUGGCAUUCGCCGACGUCGUUGACGUGUUGAAAGAAUAUCGCGACAAUAUCGGGUCUGCAGAAGACGUGAAGCCAUCCAAUGGUUUUGCAGCACAGCCGAACGAAGCGCUAGAGCCGGUCAAGCAACGAGACAUCAUCGAAGCGCUGAUGGACUAUUUAUCAGGCUUGUCUUGA